AUUGACGCUGCCACGAUGUACGGCAUUUUACUAAUAAUAGCAUUAGUCAUUAUUAUCGCACUCGUAGUCGGUAUACACCAAAAGAACACAAACGCAGUAUGCCUCUCCAGGAGAAGGUUAGAAGGAAAAACAAUAAUUGUCACGGGUGGAACAGCAGGAAUGGGCCUUGAAAUGGCCGUAGAUUUCGCCAACCGCGGGGCCAGGGUCAUCAUAGCCUGUCCUUUUGAAGACGAAGGUAAAAAUGCAAGAAACCUAAUCAUACAACAAACAGAAAAUCAGAACAUUGUAUUCAAAUUGUUGAACCUUGCAUCCUUAAAAUCUGUGCGACAAUUCGCUGCAGAUAUCCUGAAAAACGAAGAUCGGCUGGAUGUUUUAAUUAAUAAUGCAGGCGUCGGAGCGCCCAGAGAUAAGCUGACUCAAGAUGGACUGAACUUCAUCAUGCAAGUUAAUUACUACGGGGCAUUUUUAUUGACACUUUUACUCCUCCCUCUGCUCAUAAAGACAGGAAAACCAGGAGAACCAAGUAGGAUACUAUUAACAACGUCAGUGCUUCAUAGAAUUGGGCAAAUGGACUUUAAAAAUAUGAAUAAGACUGACUACUGGUACAAAAUACAGAUUUAUGGUAACAGCAAACUGUGCCUCAUACCGUUUGCUUCUGAACUAUCCAAAAGGUUGGAAGGGACGCAUGUCGUUGUGAAUAAUGUGGAUCCCGGAGCAGUUGGAACGAGAAUAUUUGAGUCUGGAAGCAAACUAUUAGGAUUUUUCCUAAGAAAUAUAAUUCUUAAUUUAUUUAAGACUCCAUGGCAAGGAGCUCAAACAGCGCUGUACGCUGCUCUAGAUAAGAAAGCUGGUGAAGUGAGUGGAGCGUACUUCCGCAACUGUGGCCUAACUAGAGCUGUGAACAGGGCGUACUGUGAAAAAACUGCGAAAAUAUUAUGGGAAGAAUCUGUGAGAUUAGUGCAAUUGACAAACGAAGAAGUGGAACAGUGUUUUAAGUCUUUAUGAAUUUGAGUUUAUGUAUAUAAUCAUAGGAGUGAGCGCAACGUGAUGAGAUAUUGUUAGUUUUGUAAAUGGAAUAUUAUGGGAGAGGACAGCAAAAUGAGUGGACGGAUCGACUGAUGGUAAGCAAUCAGCGCCACAUAUCAACAACCGAUUUUAGGGUAUUUGGGACUCACACACAUUGUCGCAAAACUCUCCAACUUAGAUGUAACCUAAGUUCAAUUCGACCUCGACAUUCGCCUAUUUAUGGUUUACCUAAUGAAACAGUAAAAGUACUUAAGUGGCUUAAUAUUAAUAUGAGUAAACAAUGAACAUUAAUAUGCUAUCCCGC
Messenger RNA from Spodoptera exigua (beet armyworm), 1330 nucleotides. Lineage: Eukaryota; Metazoa; Arthropoda; Insecta; Lepidoptera; Noctuidae. The record is from the annotation of a GenBank genome assembly.